AUGGCAUCAGCGACUAGAUUAUUAUUGGAGCUGUUCAUCUUCGUGCUGAUCAUCGCCGCCGCGGCAACCACCGUGAAGGCCGACGAUGCGGCCUCCGUGCAAUGCCGCGAUUGGGACGUCGUUGGUGGUGACCAGCUGGCACUGGCCGGGAAGAUGAAGAAAUCCCUCAUUCGAGAUUUGUUUGCGAAAGUGCCAAAAACACGAGAGGAGUACUACUGCAACGAGCUGACGCUGGACGGGCUGAAGAUGUACGGGUACGGGGAGUGCCUCGGUCGGGACCGGCGGGGAGACGCCGGCCGGACGGCAUGCUUCGAGUGCUUGGCUCUGGCGGGUCGUUUACUGAUCGACAGUUGUGGACAAACCGGCGCCGGCUACGCCUUCGAUCUUUACGGGGUGUGUUCUUUUAAGGUUGGAUACUCCUUGGAUGUUUGUAGCUAG
Molecule: messenger RNA, 438 nt
Organism: Linum tenue
Lineage: Eukaryota; Viridiplantae; Streptophyta; Magnoliopsida; Malpighiales; Linaceae
Source: the annotation of a GenBank genome assembly